Danaus chrysippus (African queen) is the source of this 1440-nucleotide messenger RNA. Lineage: Eukaryota; Metazoa; Arthropoda; Insecta; Lepidoptera; Nymphalidae. The record is from the annotation of a GenBank genome assembly.
UUGCCUGAACAACAAAAUACAUACGUGGAGGUGGACAUGGAUUAUGAAUGGGUAAUUCCUCAGGCAUUGGAAUUUUCAAAGUCUAAGUGGACCCCCUUUGCUGGGAAAAAGGUCUGUGGAGCUAUUCAUCGCGUGACCCUUCGAGGUGAAAUAGCCUACGUUGAAGGUCAAGUCUUGGUACCGCCUGGAUUUGGUCAAAAUGUACGUGACUGGCCAACACCAAAAAAACUUGCUCAUCCUAGUACUGUAUCAGAGAAACUAGAAAAAGAGACCAGUCGACCAAACUCUUCAUUAGAUUUUCACAGUUCUCUGGAAUUUAUUAAAGUUAACGAUCUAGACGUAGACCAGGCUGAAGUCACUAGGUCAGAUCAAAAUAAACUAAAUGUUCAUUUCCACGAGGACUCUGGUUUAAGAAGCGUUUCUCCCUUAAUUCCACAAACUACUAGACAAAGAUUAGACAGUUCAUCUUAUCCAUCACAUGCAGCGGCACCUAAUCGUCAAAGAAGUGAUUUAUUUGGAAAAAGUAUAUUGACAGUCGACACAUUCGGAAAAGAAACAUUGAAUGAUAUAUUCAAUUUAGCACAAUUUAUGAAAACUAAUGUUACAAAGGGACGUGUAUUAGAUGACAUUUUACGUGGUAAAGUCAUGGCAUCAAUAUUCUAUGAAGUAAGUACGAGAACGAGUUGUAGUUUCGCAGCCGCCAUGCAAAGACUUGGUGGAUCUGUGAUCCAUACGGACGCAACGAGUUCGUCAGCUAAAAAAGGAGAAACUCUAGAGGACAGUGUGACUGUUAUGGCCAGCUACGCAGACGUCGUAGUACUCCGUCAUCCAGAACCCGGUGCAGUGACACGUGCGUCAAGACACUGUCGGAAACCAAUCAUAAAUGCUGGGGAUGGUGUAGGUGAACACCCCACUCAAGCCCUUCUGGAUGUUUUUACUAUUCGAGAGGAAAUCGGUACCGUUAAUGGCUUAACCAUAACGAUGGUCGGUGAUUUGAAAAAUGGAAGAACUGUUCACUCUUUAGCCCGACUUCUUACUCUGUAUCAAGUACAACUACAAUACGUAAGUCCGCCUGGACUUGGAAUGCCUAAACAUAUAAUGGAUUACGUAGCAUACAAAGGCAUUCCUCAAAAAGUAUAUGAACGCUUAGAAGAUGUUCUCGGCGAAACUCAUGUUCUAUAUAUGACGAGGAUUCAACGAGAACGAUUUGAAAGUGAGCAAGAAUACGAAAAGAUGCGAGGUCUGUUGGUGGUUACACCACAACUUAUGACACGAGCCAAACGCCGUAUGAUAGUUAUGCAUCCACUUCCUCGUGUCGAUGAAAUUUCACCUGAAUUUGAUACCGAUCCACGGGCAGCUUAUUUCAGACAAGCGGAAUACGGAAUGUAUGUCCGUAUGGCGUUACUUUCCAUGGUCGCUGGAGUCAAUCCUCUCACAUGA